AGUUUAUAAGUAUCAAGUUUAAUGAACGCCAUUUUAGUCACGAAUUUUAAUUAGGCACGAGCAAGCUUGCGAGCAAGUGUUUAAUUAAAUGAGAGUCUAGACAAGUUUAUGAACGAGUUGCAUACUAUACUUUUUCUACGACAAAUACUUAUUAUUAUCUAAAAAUUAUUUAAAUUAAAUAUUUGUAUAGAGGGACAUUUAUAAAAUAAUAGAGUAACCACUUCAAGAUAACUUGGGAAUCUGUAUUACCGGCGCACCGGUGAAAAUGUCAAAUUUUUAAUGUGUCAAAAUUUUUAUUGUGUAAAACGAAAUGUAUUUUUUGAAAAUGGACUAACCACCCAUUAAAUCCCAUAUAGAAGAAGUUUUUUAUGGUGAAAGUGAAGAUAAUGUUUUAUUUUCUUUAAUUUAAUUUUUAUUGGUUAAUCAGUUAAAUCUUUACAUGAAAGGCACUUUAUUUUAACGAUUGUAUGACAUUUGGCAACUGUUAACUAACUUCAGCCCGUAACUAAAAACCUGUUGGUAAGUUACCAAUGGUAACUUCAGUCAGUGACAAAAGUAGAAAAAAAACUACGAAAAAUGCCGCACCAACGCUAAAAUUAAAACAAUAUAAUAAAAAAAGUAAAGUGAAAAGUAACAAACAAAAAACAAUAUUCAAAUUAAUUUUAAAAUUGAAUUAAUGUCCUAUUUUUGUUUUUCGUGGUAACCAUAACAAGAUAAGUUCGUGUUUUAAAUAGUCGACUAUUUGAUCAAAUUUAAAAAAAAAUUGUGAGCAAAAAAUGAUUAUUAAAACUACGACUAUAUAUUUGUUUUUACUUUUAAUAAACAAUUCUCUAGGUGAAGACUUUGAUGUCCAUGGCUCUAUAGAUGAAAUUGCUGACUAUUAUGGAUACCAAACGCAAAAUUUUACAGUACAAACUGAUGAUGGAUUCAAUCUUAUAAUAUUUAGAAUAAUGUGCAAAGACAAUUGCACAACAUCUAGUACACCUAAACAACCAUUGGUUAUCUGGCAUGGUUUUUUGUUAAAUGCCAGAUUUUAUGUACUAAAUGGAAAAAAUUCAAUUGCUUUUCACUAUGUUGAUAAGGGUUACGAUGUCUAUUUAGCCAAUACUAGAGGAACUAUAUAUUCAAAUCACAUUAGUUUAAGUCCCACAAGUGCAAAAUAUUGGGACUUUGGUUUUGGUGCAUUGGCAAAAAACGAAAUAAGGAAAGUUACAAACAAAAUUUGUCAAAUGACAAACCAAAAACUAAUCACCAUGGCCUAUGCUACUUCGACCAAUGCUGUGGUUGCCUAUGCUGCGUUAUUUCCAGAAGAAGUCGCCCAAAACCAUAAAGGAUUUAUUCUUUAUGGAGUCACAGUUAACAUAUUUCAAACUAGAUCCAUUCACUUUCCGAUAUUGGGUGUUAUUGCCGACCCUUUUAGAGACGCUACUUAUUUGCUUGAGAUAAAAUACUUGGACACUUCGUUUACUCAAAAUUGUCAAUACGAGCCUUAUUUUCCAGCCUGUAAUGCUUAUAUUAACACUGUUUUGGGUGAAUCUGACCAUAUAGAUGUAAAGCUUUCUUUUCCAAAAUUUUUUGGCGAAGGCACCGAGCCAAUACCCACAAGUUUAAUAGUGAAUUUGGCUCAAAUAAUUCAACACAAAGGAGUCUUUCAAGAUUUGGAUUAUGGAGUGCUUGGAAACUUGCAUCAUUAUAAUCAAAUAAAUGCCCAAGUUUUUGAUUUAAACGCUAUACGAGAUAUUAGAAUUGACAUUUUAUGCACAAAUGAUAAUGAGUUUACUUGUGCUGAUGAAAUCGCUGACUAUUAUGGAUACCAAACGCAAAAUAUUACAGUAAAAACUGAAGAUGGUUUUAAUCUUAUAGUAAUAAGAGUAAUGUGCAAAGACAAUUGCUCAACAUCAAGUUUAAAUAAACAACCUAUGGUGUUAUGGCCUGGACUUUUGUUCAAUGCAAGAUUCUAUGUUCUAAAUGGAAAAGAUUCAAUGGCUUUUCACUUUGUUAAUGAGGGAUAUGAUGUCUAUUUAGCCAAUUAUAGAGGAACUAUAUAUUCAAAUAACACCAACUUAAGCUCUUCAAAUGCUAAAUAUUGGGACUUUGGUUUUGGUAUAUUGGCCAAAAACGACAUAAGACAAGUUACAAAAACAAUUUGUGGACUGACAAAACAAAAAUUAAUUAGUUUGGGUCAUUCUACCACUACAAAUGCCUUGGUUGCAUAUGCUACAUUAUAUCCUCAAGAAGUAGCUCAAAAUCAUAAAGGAUUCAUUCUAGAUGGCGUUACAGUAAAUAUAUACCAAACCAAUACUAUUUAUUUUCCGAUUUUGGGUCUCCUUGCUAACCAAUUUAGAGAUGUUACCUAUUUGCUUAGUUUACGAUCUUUGGAUACUUCAUUUACUAAAAUUUGUCAAUACAAAAUAAGUUUUCUAGCUUGCGAAGCCAUUAUUAGAUUGGUUUAUGGUGAAUAUAAUCAUAUAGAUGCAGAAGAUUCCUUUCCAAGAUUUUUUGGCGAAGGCACUGAAGUUAUACCCACAAGCAUAAUGGUAAAUUUGGCUCAAAUAAUUAAACAUAAGGGAGUCUUCCAAGAUUUGGAUUAUGGAUUACUUGGAAACCUGGUUCACUAUAAACAAAUAAAUGCCCCAGUUUUUGAUCUAAACGCCAUUAAAGGCAUUAGAAUUGAUAUCAUAUGCACAGACGAUAAUGAGUACACUUGCACCGAUGCAAAAUCUACUUAUGAUUACUUAUCUGUGAGCAAAUCCUACACAUAUUUACCAAAUAACGAAAAAUGUCCAGGACAUUUAAUUCAUUAUAACUAUUUUAUAUGUGACAAUAUGAAUGUAAUGUCAGUUAUUACUGCAGCUGUAAAUAGGACCGCGCUUCCUGCCAAGAAACAAAAGAAGAAAAAUGGGAGUAGUGGAAGACGACGACAGGCAGGCAGGCGAGCAGGCUAA
This is a messenger RNA of Brassicogethes aeneus, 2945 nucleotides long. The record is from the annotation of a GenBank genome assembly. Lineage: Eukaryota; Metazoa; Arthropoda; Insecta; Coleoptera; Nitidulidae.